Molecule: messenger RNA, 2322 nt
Organism: Chara braunii
Lineage: Eukaryota; Viridiplantae; Streptophyta; Charophyceae; Charales; Characeae
Source: the annotation of a GenBank genome assembly
GUCACCGACCUCCCCUUCUUCCUCACUCUCGAGCUGACUGAUCGUUCCCCGGCGUCUCGUCGCCACUGCUCCUCUGCACAUUUCGAUGUGAUGGAGACGGGGUACGACUUCAUUCUCGGCACUCCGUGGUCUCGUCGGUUCCGCAGCACCGAGGCCGAUAGGGCGACCAACACUCUCGUUCUCAAAACGAAGUGUGGACAGACGUAUCGCGUACCUUUCAUAGGUACCACGGUGAUACCACGCCCCGAUCCUCCUCCCCCGGAGCCUUCAGUGCCCACACCAUGUCCCUCUAUCACUGUCACCUCGCCUCGGCAAUUCGCUCACUUCAUUCGACAGGACGACGUCACCUUCUUUAUGGUGGAAGUGACGGAUCUCUUACACUAUGAUCCACCCUGUCCCGAUGCCGAGCUCAUCCCUCUGGAGCCAGAUCCUCCCUCUAUCUCCAUGGCUCCCAUCUCUACUUUCGUCCCUUCGCCGUCCGUCAAGUCCACCCCGCCGUCGGGCGCUGACGCUGACGCUGAGGAACUCGCACGAUAUACGGCUGACCUGGAGCCCGCAGUUCGUGACCUCAUCCGCGAGUACCAUGACGUUUUCCCAUCGUCGUUCUCGUACGCCGGCAUCCCACCGAUGCGCGACAUCGAGCACUCCAUUCAGCUCGUGCCUGACUAUCGUGUUCACCACCUGACACCCUACAGACUCUCGAUCCCCGAGGCCACUAAACUCAAGCGUCAGCUUGAGGAGCUCCUGAGACUGGGUUUCAUUAAAACCAGCAACUCCCCGUGGGGUGCACCCGUCCUCUUUGCUCGCAAAGCGGAUGGAACUCUUCGUCUCUGCAUCGACUACCGCGGCCUCAACCGCUACACGGUUAAGAACAACUACCCCAUGCCUCGUUCCGAUGAGCUGAUAUACUGCAGCACUGAUUCAUUGAAUCCGAUCCGAAUGGGCGCCAUGGGGGAAGACAGCCGCUACACGUCGAUGGCCGCGCUGUCACGGUUAAAUGAUAGGAUAACGGAUGUGCUGAAGCAAGUAGCGAAUGAGCCGUCUGUUGGACUCUACUUUGUUCAACAACAUGUGCAGAAGGCGGUUCCCCAGCUGUGCAAUCUCAAGAAAGACAUCAAGGAGCUUUCAUAUAGUGCAUCAUAUUUGACUGAUGAUCUAAUGACAGCCACGUCGACAGUUAGGGUUAUGAAGUCAUGCGGAUUGCCUGUACUCGACCACAUUACUAAGACUCUGGAUACUACAUCGACCUGCCUGGCAGCGCUAAGAUCAUCCCGAGGAAGCGGCCAGCUGUUGCAACCGGGUUUCACGCCAUGGUCCACACCAGCUUCGAGUCCCACGAGACAGCAUCACGGUCAGGGCAGCCCUGCAUUUUACAGGAGUUCCAGUUCAAGGUGGCCAUCCUCCGGUGGCGCCAAUGCCAGUGGGACUUCUGAUGACACCCGCGAUGUGUCGUCAUUGCCCCAGCGGAAGCUGUCCCAUUCAUUGUCUGCUAUCCCAAUUAGAGCGCAAAGACCUCUUGUGCUGGAGAAGGGUGGAUCGCUAAAUUUGCGCGGCUCGUUAGACUUGCGAUCGGUACUUGGUGCAACUGUAGAGAGUGUUGGGAAGCUGUCUGGAUGGUCAAUGAUUCCGUUUUUCGAUGGGCCAAAGGAGGUCAUAAACACCAGUCCAUACUCGGCGUCGGAGGGGCCCCAGGAGGAGGGGGGAGGUUUAACUCCCUCCACGUCCGGCAAAUGGGACUGCAGCGAUGACGGAUCGGAGGAUGCCACAAGGGACCUGCAGGUACGCAGAAGGGCCAGCAUCGAUAACAAAGAGUGCGACGCUUCAGGAAGGGGCAAUCCUGACGCUGAGACAUCGGAAUCCGUGACCAGUCAGCCAGAAACCGGCGAGCACAGGAAUGAAAUUGAGUUCUCAGAAGAGUCUGCGUUUGCAUUCGCUAAAGAUCCGGCUAGCGGUGAAGAAGAGCUGAAGAGGUUACGGCGUCUUCAAGCAUGGCUUGACGACGGCGAUAUAGACUAGAUAGAAGCUUGAUCACCAACCUGGGGGAUGGAUGGAUGGAUGGUGGAUGUUUUUAUUUUUUUUUAUUUUUUUUAUUUUAUUUACUUUUCUCACAUCUGAAUGAGUCUAGCGUUUGGCUAUAGGAAGACGGAACAGAUAUUGUCCAAGAGCUAAAGAGGAUAAGACGGCUUGCAGUGAUCUUUAUUAUUUUAUUCUUCGUUUGAAAGUUGAAUUUCCCUUCUUGUUUAUUUGUUCAAGUCUGUGCUAAGUGGACUUGCUUAUGUGAUCCUCAGGACGGGACAUUUCUGUGAUCGCUGUUUUAGUAUU